Molecule: messenger RNA, 2798 nt
Organism: Pyrgilauda ruficollis (rufous-necked snowfinch)
Lineage: Eukaryota; Metazoa; Chordata; Aves; Passeriformes; Passeridae
Gene: CTBP1
Product: C-terminal binding protein 1
Exons: 10
Coding region: 442-1734 (430 amino acids)
Molecular function (GO): NAD binding; transcription corepressor activity; oxidoreductase activity, acting on the CH-OH group of donors, NAD or NADP as acceptor
Source: RefSeq, a predicted model, not a curated record
CGGCGGCGGGGGACGCGCCCGGCGGCGGGGGCGCGCACCGAGGCGCCGCUCAGUUCGGGGGCGCCCACGGAGCGGCCGCCAUAUGCCGCGGCUGCCGCGGCGGCUCCGAGCGGCGCUGCCCCCCGGCAUCCUCCUCGUCCUCAUCGUCCUCCUCCUCCCCGCGGCGGGCGCGGACGGAGCGCGGCGCCUCCAUGGGAAGUUCGCACCUCCUGAACAAGGGCUUGCCUCUAGUAAAAAUUUGAACACCAUCCAGGCUACAGAGGUUGCAGUGGAUAAGAAGUAUAAAAGCUUUGGUUCAAGAUUACAGGAGGCUGCAAGAAAAAUUAAAGACAUGGAAAUGAGGAUGGAAUGACAGGCUGCUAUUUUCCCUCAGAAUACUGAAGAUUGUAAAGCAUUGAGAAAUCGAAUUCAUGAUCCUGGAAAUCAAGCUCAGAUUAAGAAAUGUCAGGCAUUCGACCUCCGAUCAUGAAUGGGCCCAUGCACCCGCGCCCUUUGGUAGCGUUGCUGGAUGGCAGGGACUGUACAGUAGAAAUGCCUAUUCUGAAGGAUGUAGCCACAGUGGCAUUUUGUGAUGCUCAGUCUACACAAGAAAUUCAUGAAAAGGUACUAAAUGAAGCAGUGGGUGCACUGAUGUAUCACACUAUAACUUUAACUCGAGAAGACCUGGAGAAAUUUAAAGCACUUCGAAUAAUUGUCCGAAUUGGCAGUGGUUUUGAUAAUAUUGACAUCAAAUCUGCUGGAGAUUUAGGGAUCGCCGUGUGUAACGUGCCAGCCGCCUCCGUAGAAGAAACGGCAGAUUCCACCAUGUGCCACAUCCUGAACCUGUACAGGAGAACCACCUGGCUGCACCAGGCCCUGCGCGAGGGCACCAGGGUACAGAGCGUGGAACAGAUCCGGGAAGUGGCCUCGGGAGCUGCCCGCAUCCGAGGGGAGACCUUGGGCAUUAUUGGAUUAGGGCGUGUUGGGCAAGCAGUAGCUCUACGUGCCAAAGCCUUUGGCUUCAGUGUGAUUUUCUAUGACCCAUACCUCUCGGAUGGCAUGGAGCGUGCUCUGGGACUGCAGCGGGUGAGCACUUUGCAGGACCUGCUGUUCCACAGUGACUGUGUUACCCUGCACUGCAACUUGAAUGAACACAAUCAUCAUCUUAUCAAUGACUUCACCAUAAAGCAGAUGAGACAAGGGGCUUUCCUGGUCAACACAGCUCGAGGUGGGUUAGUAGACGAAAAAGCACUUGCACAGGCCCUGAAGGAAGGAAGGAUACGAGGGGCAGCCUUAGAUGUACAUGAGUCAGAACCAUUCAGCUUUAGUCAGGGCCCCUUGAAGGAUGCACCAAACCUGAUCUGUACCCCACAUGCAGCCUGGUAUAGUGAGCAAGCCUCAAUUGAGAUGCGGGAGGAAGCAGCACGAGAGAUCCGAAGGGCGAUCACAGGUCGUAUUCCAGACAGUCUGAAAAACUGUGUUAACAAAGAUCACUUGACUGCAGCUACACAUUGGGCCAGUAUGGACCCUGGAGUUGUUCAUCCAGAGCUUAAUGGUGCUGCAUACAGCAGGUAUCCCCCGGGCGUUGUCAGCGUGGCUUCCACUGGCAUACCUGCAGCAGUAGAAGGAAUAGUCCCCAACCCCAUGUCUCUAUCACACGGCCUCCCUGCUGUAGCCCACCCGCCCCAUGCUCCUUCCCCCGGCCAAACUGUCAAACCAGAAGCUGAUAGAGACCACCCGAGCGACCAAUUGUAGCCAACAACAGCAUUCCCAGCAGCGGAGACGUCAGCCCCAGCGUGGAAAACAACACAACACAAAACAAAACCCUGGAUUUUGAUCAAAGGCAAAACCAUGAACUUACAGGAGGAGACGAUUAUUGGUUUAGAAACUGGUCCAAUAUACAGUAUAAAAGGAAAAGGUGGGAGACAAAAAGAAGAUUUGGAAACAUUUUUUUCCUCCGUAUAAAUUGUAGUUUGUCCCUGUCCAGUGGACUGAUUCACUGUUUCUGUGUCCUAUGGGUUCUUUGUUAAGCAAGAGAAGUUAGUAGUUAAUUAUAUCAUGAAUGUACUUGUCUGUGUACAGUUUCUAGAACAUUAAAAAGGGUUUGUUUGCUUAGCUGUCAACAAGGAAAAACAUAAGGGAGGCAUUCAGCAAACCAGUUUUGAGAUUAAAAAUCCUUUCUUUUAUAUUUUCAAACAUGCCCAAAAAUGAGGCAGUUGGCAAACUUCUCAGGACAAUGAAUUUUUUCCCAUUUUUCUUUCUACGCCACACAGUGCAUUGUUUUUUCUACCUGCUUGUCUUAUUUUUUAGAAUAAUUUAGUAAACAAAAGAAAAACAGUUUCUCCUAAUUUUGGCAUGAAUUCCCUUAUUUCAAAAUGAAGACAACCUUGCAAAGAGAUUUUGAGGAAAACAAAAAGGUUUUGUAUAAACGAGCAUUGUGCUUUUUGUCACCAGUUAAAGUAUAUAUUAUUGGUGGUAUCUGGAAAAGGCACUAGACUACUGAAAAGUAGCAGCAUUUCAUUGCCUACAUUGAUUCCUUCCUGGUAAUGUGGUAGGCUAGCAAUAUUUUUGGUUAAAAUCAUGUUUGUGACUGUAACCAUUUGUAUGAAUUAUUUUAAAGAAAUAAAAAUCCCAGACAAAUAUCAUAUGUGUAAAAAUUUUUAUUUCUAGUAACUGUUUAUUCAACUUUUAUUAGGUUUCUUAGCUGUAAUUUUUAAACAGAUGCUGUCAAGUAUUUCAUUUCUAGCUUUACUUUGCUCUCUGUUGUUUGUAAUACUGUCUUGGAAGCUUGAAAAAUAAAAAAAAAAUAAUUCUUUCCA